Molecule: messenger RNA, 3647 nt
Organism: Mugil cephalus (flathead mullet)
Lineage: Eukaryota; Metazoa; Chordata; Actinopteri; Mugiliformes; Mugilidae
Gene: znf319b
Product: zinc finger protein 319b
Exons: 4
Coding region: 481-2367 (628 amino acids)
Source: RefSeq, a predicted model, not a curated record
UGUGUGUUGAAGUCUUGUUUUAUACAUGUUCCCGUGCGCGGGUCGGGGGCUCGGAAGCUAGCCCAUAGCUAGCUAUCAAUUUACAACAAAAUGCCCAUCUUCUCGCCCUUCGAGAGGAUGCCCCGGGAGUCGCAUUCAUGUAAACGUAAAACGGUGCAGCUAAUGGCGCAACUAAGGACAUCGCGGGGGGAUUUCCACUCAUUUUAAUGACGCCUAAGUCCCAUUUUCUGGCCCCUGGAGCCGCAGCAUUGGAACAAGAGAGAGCCAACCCACACCAGGCUGCUGUUACCCCUGGAAUAAUCAGCAGACUUGACCGAUUUGGCAGCUAAAUCUGAUGUUACAAUACUGCAAAAGCAAAUGCACAGUCUCUCCAUGUUUUUGAUACCUCUCAAAGGGCAGGGUUAAAGUGAUCCGGUCUUUACACGGCGAAGCCUUCUUUCACCAAGCAACCCUUCCAGCUUUUCAGUGCCACUUGCAGACAUGGAUUGGGCCACACCUGCUGCCAAACUCAAUCCCUACUCCCGAGCCCGCAUGACCGAGGCCUGGCAGCAGCACGCCGUCGCUCCACCUCCAGUGGUCCACACCAUCCCUCCGGGAGCUGAGAAUGCACUGGGUUGUGCUGUGUACGGUAUCGUGCUGCAGCCAGAUGCAACGUCUCUACAGCAGCAGCAGCAGACCCAACACGGACAGCACAACCAGCACGGCCAGCAGCACGGAGGAGGGCAGCUCAGUCAGCAGCAGCAGCAGCAGCAGCAGCAGCAGCAGCAGCAGCAACACCCUGCACAGACCCAGCAGACGUCGCUGCAGGUUGGGACAGAGGGAGGACACAAGUGUGGGGCCUGCGGACACGAUAUCUCCCACCUGGCAAACCCACACGAACAUCAGUGUAUGGUGACUCAGGACAGGUCAUUCCAGUGCACACAGUGCAUGAAGAUUUUCCAUCAGGCAACAGACUUGCUGGAGCACCAGUGUGUCCAGGUGGAGCAGAAGCCGUUUGUGUGCGGCGUCUGCAAGAUGGGCUUCUCCCUGCUCACCUCUCUGGCCCAGCACCACACGUCGCACAACAGCACCAACCCAAUGAAGUGUUCGAUAUGCGAGAAAACCUACCGACCCGGUUCCUCUGGCAGCGUCACGCCCAACUCCUCAAACAACUCCCAGCAGCCGAGCAGCGACGGCACGUCGGCCAGCAGCAGCUCGUCCAUCCUGCCUUUCCCCUCGGCCCGGGACCGGCCGUACAAAUGCUCCGUUUGCCAGAAAGGCUUCAAACACCUGUCGGAACUCACGCGGCACGAGAGGGUGCACACGGGAGAGAAACCCUUCAAAUGUGACACGUGUGACAAGGCCUUCAGCCAGUCGUCGCACCUGCAGCACCACCAGCGAACGCACAGCAACGAGCGGCCGUUCAAGUGCGCCGUUUGCGAGAAGAGCUUCAAGCACCGCUCGCACCUCGUGCGUCACAUGUACGUGCACUCCGGGGAGCACUUGUUCAAAUGUAAUUUAUGCGAGCUGCACUUCAAGGAGUCCUCCGAGCUCCUCCACCACCCCUGUCACCCGCAGGGCUCUCGCCCGUUCCGCUGCGCCACCUGCGGUAAAGGUUUCAAGCGGCCGUCUGACCUCCGCCAGCACGAGCGCACACACUCGGAGGAGCGUCCCUUCCACUGUGACGAGUGUCAGAUGAGUUUCAAGCAGCAGUACGCGCUGGUGCGCCACCGACGGACGCACAAAGACCCGACGGACCGGCCGUUCAAAUGCAACCUGUGCGACAAGGGCUUCAUGCAGCCCUCUCACCUCCUCUACCACCAGCAUGUCCACGGCAUGGACAACCUCUUCAAGUGCGCCUCGUGCCAGAAGGAGUUCAGCCAGUCGGGGGAGCUGCUCAGACACAAGUGCGGCGAGUCGUCCAACACGUCGCCGGACAAGCCGUACAAAUGCGACGUCUGCGGCAAGGGCUACAAGAAGAGCUCCACGCUGCAGCGUCACCAGAACUCCCACUGCCAAGAGAAGCCCCUCAAGUGCUCGCUGUGCGACCGCCGCUUCCUGUCCUCGUCAGAAUUCGUGCAGCACCGCUGCGACCCGUCGCGGGAAAAGCCCCUGAAGUGCCCGGACUGCGAGAAACGCUUCAAGUACUCGUCGGACCUGAACCGACACCGGCGAGUGCACACGGGCGAGAAACCGUACAAAUGUGGCCACUGCAACAAGGGCUUCAAACAGCGCGAGCACUUGACCAAACACCAGAGCACGCACUCCAGGGAGGGCCAGUUCAAGUGCGUCUGGUGCGGAGAGCGCUUCAGUGACUUGGGCUCUUUGCAGGAUCACACGGUGCAGCACACGGCUGAAGGGGGCUACCCCGUCCCCCAGUGCUUAUGAACCCUUGACUCUUACUCCCUCAUGUCUGGCUUUUUUUUAUUCAGCCUAACAUCAGUCACAUUUUCAGGAUAAUCCUGGGGUAAUUAUUACUGCAUUUAUUCCCUAGCAGUGCUGCGUCAGGUUUUUGUUGCUCUGCUAAGCGGUUACUCGUAGUCUGUCAUUCCCUGAAACACUGAGGAGGAUGUUCGGUUUUCUGUCAUGUCUUCAAUUCCUUCUUUUCUCAUCACUUAACUGUCAUCAUUCAUGUUUACUAGUACGCACACAAACAGGUGCCAUAAAAGCAAACUAAACCUCCACCUUAAAGGGGUCCUUCUUCUUUCUUUAAUUUCCUCCUUUUCCUGUCUCAGCCUUUUUUAGUUUGGGUGCCCCAUGAUCUGGGCCUGAAACUUUUAAAACAGAGCUGAUAAUGUAGCAUCCAACAUCUACUCCUGAAAUGUUCUGGUCAUCCAACGCUGUCAUAAACUCCCUGGAAGAUCUUUUUUCCUUGAAACUGUCCCCAGGAAACUUUGCUUUUAAGCGCUGUGUUCAGUCUUUCUUCUUCUUCAACCUUCUUUUCAUCUUCUUCAUCCCUUUUCCUCUUCUUCUCCUCCUCCUUCUUCUUUUUCUUCUCCCAGGAUUAGCAUCUGCUGUGACGUUAGCCAACCACCAGAAGUAAGCUCUGACCCUACGGGGAGGUGGUUUUGAUUUAUGUCAGACCUUUAAGUUUGGCUUAAGUCUGAUCCGCUCAUUUUAAAAACGGCUGAAUUGUCUUCUUUUCAAACCCCUCUUCUUCCUUUUUUUUCUUAUUUUUCUUUAAAAACAGAUGAAGGAUGACCCGCUGAGAAGAACACCUUAAACAUUUCAUUUGACUCCACCAUUUUUAUUUUUAUUUUUUUUGUAUUAUUUAAGAUGUCGCCAGUAAACUCCUCAGUUCAUGUGAACCAGUUUAGAGGGACUCUGGGAAUGUAUUUGUCCAAAAUGCCAGUAAUCUCACCCUCCAGUGUAGAGACGUGUAUAAAUGUACUUGUCCUAUUCCUGUACAUACUAUGGAUGUGUGGGUGGUGUACCGGAUAUGAACUUGUGUCUUUCUUACAACAACAACAACAAAAAAAAAAAAGGAAAAUCUGUACUGAAGAACUGUUUUUGUAUUCUUGAUACUUUUUACUGUGUGAAAUGUUUUGAUGAAAAAUGCUCUGUUUUUUUUUUGUUUUUGUUGUUGUUGUGUUUUUUGUUGUAGUCCGUGUGUUGACUGUGCCAGGAAGUCUCAAAGAUAAAAACCUGUGAAGAGAGUUUCAAACAGA